Seriola aureovittata is the source of this 5673-nucleotide messenger RNA. RefSeq names its product high-affinity choline transporter 1-like. The record is from RefSeq and is a predicted model, not a curated record. The transcript has 9 exons. Gene Ontology annotation, biological process: transmembrane transport; neuromuscular synaptic transmission; acetylcholine biosynthetic process. Gene Ontology annotation, molecular function: choline:sodium symporter activity. Bases 223 to 1995 code for a protein of 590 amino acids. Gene Ontology annotation, cellular component: synapse; axon; plasma membrane. NCBI's taxonomy places the organism in Eukaryota, Metazoa, Chordata, Actinopteri, Carangiformes, Carangidae.
UUGUGUUUGCUCGUCCAAGAGGAAUAUUUUCUCGUACCAUAACAUUUUAACAAAACAAACAAACCCCGUCUUUGACACUUUUUUUAAAGCUUCUUUUGAAGGCCCUGCUCCUGUGAUCUAUUUACACCUGUUUCUCCGAAGGAGAGAGCUCUCUCCAUGAGAUUCCAGCCCUCCGCGCGCACUAUCACCUGAUCUCGGCGGGAGGAAGCGGACGAAGGGAAGAUGACCAUACACGCCGAGGGUCUCGUGGCUAUCGUGGUCUUUUACGUCCUGAUCCUGUUCGUGGGGAUCUGGGCCGCGUGGAAGAAUAAAAACUCCGGAGUUGGCGAAAGCGGAGACCGGAGCGAGAGUAUCAUGGUCGGGGGAAGAGACAUCGGGUUGUUCGUUGGUGGAUUCACAAUGACGGCCACUUGGGUGGGUGGUGGCUACAUCAACGGGACAGCAGAGUAUGUCUACCUGCCAGACUACGGCCUGGCUUGGGCACAGGCACCGUUUGGUUAUGCUCUCAGCCUGGUAGUAGGUGGCCUUUUCUUUGCCAAACCUAUGCGAUCGCGUGGCUAUGUCACCAUGCUGGAUCCCUUCCAGCAGCUUUAUGGAAAAAGGAUGGGGGGUCUACUCUUCAUCCCUGCUCUCAUGGGAGAAAUCUUCUGGUCUGCAGCCAUUUUAUCUGCACUGGGUGCCACUCUGAGCGUGAUCGUGGACAUAAACAUCAAUAUGUCUGUGGUGAUCUCAGCUCUGAUAGCUAUCUUCUACACACUUGUUGGAGGACUCUACUCUGUCGCAUACACAGAUGUGGUCCAGCUCUUCUGUAUCUUUGUGGGCUUGUGGAUCAGCGUUCCUUUUGCCCUGUCCAAUCCUGCCGUGUCAGACAUCAGCGUUUCAGCCAAGGAAGCAAUCUACCAGUCACCGUGGCUCGGGAAGAUUGAGCCCGAGGACAAAUGGCGCUGGGCGGACAACUUCUGUUUGCUGAUGUUGGGGGGGAUUCCCUGGCAGGUCUAUUUUCAACGGGUUCUUUCUGCCUCUUCAGCUACCUAUGCCCAGGUCCUCUCCUUCCUCGCCGCCUUCGGCUGCUUGGUCAUGGCCGUCCCCUCGGUCCUCAUAGGAGCUAUAGGGGCCUCCACUGACUGGAACCAAACUACUUACGGGUCCCUCCCUCCGAAGGAUAAGGAAGAAUCAGAUAUGAUUCUUCCCAUAGUGCUUCAGCACCUCUGUCCGCCCUAUGUCUCCUUCUUUGGUCUGGGGGCGGUGUCAGCUGCGGUCAUGUCAUCAGCGGACUCGUCUAUUCUCUCAGCCAGCUCCAUGUUUGCCAGGAACAUUUAUCAGCUCGCCUUUCGGCAGUCGGCCUCAGAUCGUGAGAUUGUUUGGGUGAUGCGCCUCACCAUCUUUGUAUUCGGAGCUCUCGCUACUGCUAUGGCAUUGUUAACAGGAUCAGUAUAUGGCUUGUGGUACCUGAGCUCCGACCUGGUCUAUGUCAUCAUCUUUCCCCAACUUCUCAGUGUGUUAUUCGUCAAGGGCACCAAUACCUAUGGCUCUGUGGCUGGCUAUGUCUUUGGUCUUUUGUUGCGCAUUGGUGGAGGGGAGCCCUACCUCAAACUCCCUCCCUUCAUCUACUACCCCGGGUGGGUGAUCCAGGAGAAGGUCCACCACCUCACUGGUGACAAGGAGUACUUUGUCCAGCAGAGGUUCCCGUUCAAGUCUGUGUCCAUGGUGGCAUCCUUCUUGGCAAAUGUGUCCUUUUCAUACCUGACAAAGUACCUAUUUGAAAGUGGUAUGAUGUCACACAAGUACGACUUCCUGGAUGCUGUGGUAUCCAAGCACAGCAAGGAGAUCAUGGACAAGGCUACACUGGUGAGCAACCAUGAUAACAUCAUUCUUUCAGAGAUGGCGCCCGUCAAGCAGGCCCUGGGUGCAUCACUUGCUGGAACCUUCACCAACACUGAGGUCCUCAGUGAUGAUGGGGCAUCCAGUCCAGAGGCUUUUCAUGAUGAAAACUAAACAACAAAGGCACAAAGGAAACUAGAACCAAGGAAUUUGAAGAAGAGGGAAUAGUCAAAGAGGCAUUGACAUUCUUCAGGAAACUUGCUACUGCCGCACUGGAAGCUAAGUCAACAGGAAUCUGCUGUGGCUUCCAAGUGACUCCACAAGUUUGUUUUAUGCUGAUGACAUGGUGCCUCCUUCUUUUUUGACAUUCCUUGCCUAGAAACAGGAAGUUGACUGUCAAUCAGCUGUGUUAUGCAUAACAUACUCAUUCUUGUGUUUUUAUCAUGACUGUGAAUCCAAAACCACUACAAUCAUUUUAAUUUAAGUGCUGCUACAGUGAUCAGAGGAACUUUCAAUGGCCAUACAAAAAGCCUAUAUGAGGAAGUGUACAAGGGUUAGCAGUGGGUCAUGAUAAUAGUGCAAUAUUUAACCAAGGGAUUGUGUCUGUGUGCACAUAGCAGUGUGUGUGUUGAUGUACAUGCAUAUGUGUACACCUGCUGACAGAGCGGCAUCAAAGGAAUUCACCAUUAACUUUUUUUAGACUGAGUUGUAAGUUUGCGUAGAGAAGAUUUAAUAAUAGAGCAAUAACAUUUUUAGGACCUAUGUUGUAUAGAUGCGUUAUACUGAAUUUGCAGUUUUCCGUCAUUGCUUUUAACUUGAAGUUCAUUUUUAUUUUGCAGAUUUUAUGUUUCGUGUUCACCUUGCUCUUAAUCCUCCUGUCAUACUCACAUAUUCCAGACACAGUAAGUGUCAAAUUAAGAAUCUCAUACCACCAUGAUAUUACCAAACGCUUGACUUGCCAAGCAGAGGGUUGAUAUUGGAUGAUUCUGCAAAAUCCAAGAUUACGUUAAAUCACAACAUUUUUAAACGUUCACUGCCAACCUUUUUUAAAAUAAAUUAUUCCAUACUAUUCCCAUGUUGCAACUACAAUAGCCAAAUAAUUUUACUUUUACCUCUGUUUUGUUCUCCUCCAACUCCUGAAGUAAAUUACUGACUCUUAAGAUGCUAAAUGCUCCCCUAUGUUCACCAGUUAGGCGGUAACUUUGGAAAGUAGUGAAUACAGUGCUCAGAGCUUUAUGCUGAAAACAGCUGUGUCCUGCAGCUGGAAAUGAGGUUGAUGAAAGCGGUGAGAGUGAACCAAAAGGGUAAAGAACCAAAAGAAUGAGCUGGGAGACGAUAAAAACGAGCUGAUAAUUAUUUGUCAAUGUUUAAAUAAAAAUGCUGAUUAGACCAGCUAAGGAAAAAUAAUGCUCAUAAUUAAACAUGAAAAACACAUCAUUUACUGUUGGUAUAAGAUGGGACACAAACCCAGCUUUCUAGUGUCAAAUACAUUAAACAUUACCUUGACCUCCACACUGUCGGCACUAAUCGUUUGCACUGAACGUAAAAAGUUCUGCAGAAUUAUCAUGGGAUGAAUGUAGAUCCAGUGGAGCCUCAGCUUUUAUUACACACCACCCUAAUGUAGUCAGAUUAAUAUUUCCAGAUUCAACCUUCUAAUCUAUAGUUUUAUAGGUAUUUGAACAUUUUUCCUGUGUACCUUCCAGGCAGCCAUUGGCUACCCUGAUUUCCAUAUGUUGUGAAAAUCAAUUUGCAAUCCUUGUUUCUGUCAAACUUAUGACUUGCAGCGUCUUUAAAUUAAUUUGUAUUUACAAAGGCAUUAACAUACAACAGUAACAUUCACAACAAUAAAAGCACAUUUGGUGUUGAUUUUUUAAGUUCAUUUCCAUAUCUAAAUGAAAUUAACCAAAUUGCUGCCUGGACAGUAUGAAAAUUCAGAAAUCUAAAUCACUACACAACAGGAAGUUUUGAAAAUGAUUGGCAGUAAUGUACCGUAUACCUACAUAAUAUACACUGAUAUUAUUUUAAAGGACCAAUAUGGUCCCUUGAAAAUGUAAAAUGAUCUCACAGAAUCUAUUUUGAAAUAUGUCUGUGUGCGUGUGCCUAUAAUAGUGUGUUUGCUCAUCCUACGUCUGUAUUGACUGGCCAGCCACAGCAGGUUAGCAGAGACAGGAAGUGAUUGUUCCUCCCAGGAUGGUGUCAGUAGCGCCGGUCAUUAUUGAUCCAAUCCCCAGUCAAUUAGCCCUCAGGACGUUUGAUUAAUGCUACAAAGAGGUUCGAGAUGUUGUUUACAAGGGUUUGUUUUACAGUGUGUUAUACACAAUAAUGAAGAGUUGAAAUUGAUAAAGCAUCAUCCAUAAAUUCCCAAAUAUAAAUCCUUACAUCCGUGAAGAUCUGGUUGUUUUGAACUACUAGAUGCACUGCUUCUCUGUAUAAGGAGUAGCAAGUAAAGGAGUUGUCACUUUAUAUAAUGAUUUUUGGCAUUGUUAAGUGUUACUGUUGUCCAGUUGACUUCUCUGUGUUUGUCUCCUCUCAGUGCUGUUGUGGUUUGUUGGUGUCUAUAAUUCUAUGGACUCGCCUUAAUUCAAAGGUCAGCGGUGGAAAAUGAGCGGAUUAGGGCUGCAAACAUGACAAUUUAUAUAAACAUUUUAUCGGUUGAAAGAUAAGGCUAGUGAUGUACUGUUUUUUACUUAUUGUCAACAGUUAAUAUCAAUUAUGACUGACACCAACACUGUGUUGUUUCCCGGUAUUCUCUGAUUUCCCUACACCAUCUGUAGCACUCAGCUGUUAGCCCAUUUAUUCUUGUAGACUAAAAUCUUCUGAAAUGGUUCACAAAUAUAUGGCGUCAUUUUUAAAGGGGGAGUAAACAAAGGUGGGUACUCUAGAUUUCAGAAAAUGUUACUCAGACAGGAGUAAAAGGUGCAUUUGUUGAGGACUAUUUCCACAUGUGGAUUAAUUCACAUUUGGUGCUCUAGUGAGUAGGCCUAUUUACUGCAAAAGGAUGGUGUAUGUGGGUUCAACUCAAAAUAAACCACAGUGUCAACAUUAAUCUUAAAGAAGGAAUAUGCCAUCCUGUGAAAAGGUGUGGGUUACUGAUGCAGCUUUAAUAGUUUUUGGACAACAAUGGAACUCAGUGGAAUACACAGAGGAAUAUGAGACUUGGGCUACAGAGGCAACACUUGUUAGUAAAAUCAUAUCGUUGAUUUUCGUCUUUUCAAAGGAUUUGGUGACAAUAAGAAAAAUCUAGUAAAAACCAGCCUUAUCUUUAAGGCGGAAGAAUGGCCUUGUAGUUAGUCUUUACCACAGAUAGUGGGUGAAGGGGACUUGAUCCUCGUAUGCAUCCACACCUGCUGAGGUACAGUAAAGUAAACUAAAUCCCAACCUGACUCCCACGGUAACUUGUGGGAUUGAUGUUAUGCCACUAAGAUGACGUCAGCUUGAAACUGAAAGGGGUGACUGCUGGUCUGAUGCUAUGCAAAGUGUCAGGCAAUCUCAUUGGACUUAAAUGUGAAUGUAAGCUUUCCUCUUCAUCAGAUAAGCCUCAUAAUGAGUGUGUCAUAGCUUAGGUUCAUCCACAAACCUGAACACACACACCGAAAAGAAUCAAUGUCAGCUGUUAGACUGACACAUCUGUGGCUCUAUGUCGUAAAUUGCAAUGAUGCUGUAUUUUUGUGUGAUAAAUGUAUUUACCAAAAAAAACAUAGAAACAAAUUCGUCUACUUUUAAAUGCAGCAUUGAAAAUGAUGUUUGUUGACAGUGAAAUUACAGCUAUUUAUUUAUUCAUGCAGUGUCUAUAAGAGUAUAGUUGUAAACAUGUGAGGUCAGUUGAAUAAAUUAUAUUAUUUAGCACAGUCA